Molecule: messenger RNA, 495 nt
Organism: Brassica napus (rape)
Lineage: Eukaryota; Viridiplantae; Streptophyta; Magnoliopsida; Brassicales; Brassicaceae
Product: jacalin-related lectin 25
Exons: 2
Coding region: 1-495 (164 amino acids)
Source: RefSeq, a predicted model, not a curated record
AUGAUAAGAGCAGGACAAGUAAAAAGAAGAGCAACAUGGAACUUAGGUGAAUUUGCCGAGCUAUGGGACGUUCCAGAUGACACUGAAUGGGACGACAAGGGACGGACCAUGAUCUCGUACAUUUACGUUUCUUUUGAUAGAAUCAUAAGAUCUAUUCAGUUUGGCUACUAUGAAAAUGAAGCUCUAGUCCUGUCUGAAACGUAUGGUUCCUCUGACGACCAUUAUACUAACCUUUCAAAUGAGAUUGUGGAGGUGAAACUGGGUAAAGAUGAGUAUGUGACUGGAUUGAGUGGAGAAGUAGGAUUGUGUGAAGGAAUCAGAAACUUGACGUUUCACACUAACCUUGGGAAGCACGGACCCAUUGGAAAGUUCGAGUAUAAUAACUACACAAGUGGUUCCAAUGUCAUUGAUCCAGAGAUACGUGAUCGACGUGGGUUUGGUGGUUUCUAUGGCUCUUACAAUUCAAACGGUCUAUCAUCAUUGGUAUCUAUGUGA